UUGACUUGUAUUUGUUUACUUUUCAGCCAUGGAAUUUACAAGAGCCAUUGGUGCUCAAGCAAAAUCCUCAACCAUGGUGUUCUCGCAAUUGGCUACGGCAAGUUGAAAGACGAACCUUAUUGGCUGGUGAAGAACAGUUGGGGUACCAAGUGGGGAAUGAAGGGCUACAUUAUGAUGGCGAAAGACCAUCGAAAUAUGUGUGGCAUAGCUUCAAUUGCUAAUUAUCCCAUUGUCUAUUUUUUUAAUUCGCCAACCACAGUCUCACAUUUUGCAUCCCACUGA
This is a messenger RNA of Rodentolepis nana, 282 nucleotides long. The record is from the annotation of a GenBank genome assembly. Lineage: Eukaryota; Metazoa; Platyhelminthes; Cestoda; Cyclophyllidea; Hymenolepididae.